UUACUUCAAAAUUUCAAGUCAACCUUUAAUCAACUAAAAAUUCUUUGUUAUUUUUUUCAGAAAUUUCCCCUCUGAUUUAUAAUGAGCAAAAAUGGAAACUAAUAAUAUCAAUCAAUCCUCUGAGAUUGACUCAGUUCCAAGAAGACCAAUAGAAGAUAAAUCACUGGCAUUACUAUGCACAAGAAUAAUAUCACUUGUGAAGAAGACCAAAAAGCAACGCACUCUCACCAGAAAAUUCAACCACACCAACUUAAGAGAACUCUAUAGCAAAUCGACCUACGUGUCCUUGUCUCCGCGACAAUCACACUUUCAAAACUUGGGGGCUCCCCCGCAACCGGAACCCUUGGACGACAAGCAGCUGUACGUCGACCUGAAGUUCGUGCCACGCAACAUACCCAAGUCGGAGAUACACAGAGCAUUGAAGACGAGAGGAAUUAAUUACGGCACCGUGACCAGGAUGGACAACAAUAUCCGUGUAGAAGUUUUCACACCCGUCGACAAGGACAUACUCGAAAAGGAACCGUUGAACAUAAGACGUUUCUCCGAUUACGGUGAUUUGGACGAUCCUCCGCUUCUUCGGAAGUCAAUAUCCACUUAAGGGUAUUUAUUUGCUUUCAACAAUAUCUGGAAGAGCAUGUGUUGCUACAGCUUUAGACGUGGUCUCAUGAAUUUGGACUUAAAUGUAGCUUAUUUUACGUAAAUAAAAGAGAAACUAAUUAAUAAA
This is a messenger RNA of Aethina tumida (small hive beetle), 724 nucleotides long. RefSeq lists its product as uncharacterized. The coding region runs from base 92 to 598 and encodes 168 amino acids. The record is from RefSeq and is a predicted model, not a curated record. Lineage: Eukaryota; Metazoa; Arthropoda; Insecta; Coleoptera; Nitidulidae. The transcript has 2 exons.